CUUCGUACGAUAGGCAGGAUAGGCAAGACAGGCUAAACGCAGUACCGCCCGACUUUACCGAAACCCCGAUCAUUCGCCUACCCCUACCAUAUCAUACUAACUAAUUUAUAUCCUACUCCACCCAAGUCCAAGUCCAACAUGUAUAAAGUCAUAUAACCAGCUUUAAUACCAUUACUAUUCAUCACGCUGUCUUAACAUUUUUCAGUCUGAAAAUUUGGUCUUACUAUAAUCUUAAAUCAUAUUCUCUCAUAUAAAAAGAGGAUACCAUGCCGGCUUUUUCUAGACUUGUCCGUUUUCUGGCCAAGAAUGGCAAAACGUACUAUGGAGAUGCUAUUCUACCAGAGGGAGUGACAGACAUUGCUAAGACGAAGAAAGCACGUGUCAUCAAAGGGGAUAUCUUUGGCAAGCAUGAAGUUACCGAUCAGAUUGCGGACGUCCGACUACUUCUAGCACCUCUCGCAUUAGAGGAUGUCAGGUCCGUCCGAUGUCUAGGUCUUAACUACGCACUGCACGCGAAAGAGGCCAGUCUUCCGAUACCGAAAUAUCCAGUCCUAUUCUACAAGCCGGUCACUUCUCUGUCAGGGCCUACGGAUCCUAUCCCCAUCCACCCAAUUGCACAGGAGGAACUAGGACUGGAUUAUGAAGUUGAACUUGUCGUCAUUAUCGGAAAGGAGGCUAAGGACGUAUCGGAGUCUGAGGCGCUCGACUAUGUUCUCGGAUACGCUGUCGGAAACGAUGUCUCGCACCGAGACUGGCAGAUCGCGCGCGGUGGUGGCCAAUGGUCGCUGGGUAAGGGGUUUGACGGCUGGGCACCAUAUGGACCGGGCAUCGUCACCAGCAAUAUCAUCAAAGACCCACAGACGCUUCAGAUCAGUACUAGACUGAAUGGACAGACAGUCCAGGAGAGCAACACAGCCGAUCAGAUCUUUAAUGUGAGGCAAACCAUCGCGUUCUUGAGCAGGGGCCACACGUUGCUACCUGGUGAUCUUAUCUGGACGGGAACGCCGUCGGGCGUUGGAAUGGGCCGCAAGCCGCAGCUGUGGCUAAAAGACGGCGAUAUCGUCGAAGUCGAGCUCGAAGGCGUCGGAAUUGUCUCCAACAAGGUUGAGUUCACCAAGGAAGACUCCGCUAAGUUGUAACCAUAUAUCUAAUUACUAAUCCAUGAUUAACUGAGCACUUUUGCUGUUUUGUCGGCGUUCCUUGCUGUACGACAUAAUACUUAUCUGCGACUACCAUAAGAACUUGAUUGGCUAUAGGAGUGCUUUGAUGUCAGUGUGUGGAAAUUUACUCGGGGUGUUAUGUUAGGUAGUGCUGCGGCUGAGACGCCCCUUCAAGGUUUGGCCCGAGUUGCUGGUAGUCUAUCUAAAUAAUACAUAGAUCCGGACUGAAGACUUAUGAGAGAUGUCUUCAGCGAGCUCAAUAGGUUAGGACCUGGGUAGAUCGCUAUUUUAAAAUCUCUAUCCGGGUCACGCGUAAAAAGCGAGGUUUAUUUUAUAUAGGUACCUAGGUAGGUAGGUAGGUAGGUACCUAUGUAAUUGCUUAUUGGCGGGG
This is a messenger RNA of Daldinia loculata, 1551 nucleotides long. RefSeq lists its product as uncharacterized. The transcript is spliced from 5 exons. The record is from RefSeq and is a predicted model, not a curated record. Bases 267 to 1139 code for a protein of 290 amino acids. NCBI's taxonomy places the organism in Eukaryota, Fungi, Ascomycota, Sordariomycetes, Xylariales, Hypoxylaceae. Gene Ontology annotation, molecular function: catalytic activity.